UAGUUCCAGAUGUGGCCAUGUUUAGUUUGAUCUUUGAAGUUUUCGCUCAUCGUCUCAUAUAACUGAUACAUUUUUAUACAAAUCUGCCGACAUUGUAAUUACGCUCUGUCCGACCGAUCGUACUCUUCGUCGCCUGCCUGGCCGACUCAGUCUCGCGUUCAUAAUACACAUGUUCUUCUUUUGCCGAGAUAAAUCUCUUUGAUAACGCGGAAGUACGAGACGCUGUCGUCUACCCAGGAGAGACACGAAUCCGCGUCGAGGCCGUGCAUUUGACUUGAUUACUUUUUUUGUCGGUCAGAAAUUUCAAUCGCCAGACGCGACUCGCAGUUGUUUCGCAUAUACGGGCACACAGCGAAACGUUUUGCUCCCUUUCUCUCUCUCUCUCUGCCAAUAAUUUUUGAACCGAGCGAAAAAAGGGGCGCCGCCGUUGCCGAGAUAAUAAUUACACACGGUACGCGGGAAUCGUCAAAGUGGAAGGAAGCUCUACGCAUUUCAUGCAGCACGCGCUCUACGGGAGGUUUCGGGUUUUAUUUUUGGAAGAAAUCUCUCCCUUUCGUCUCGGGUCGCAGCAGCAGAGAGACACGUAUCUCCUUUUCGAGAACCACCGCUCCUGUUUCUCGCGUUUCAUUCGAUGCAUCACGGCCGUACGAGAGUAACACACACACAGAGAGAGAGAGAACGCUGAAACGCCUACACGAACUCUUGUCGUCGUCGGUCAGCCAUAUGCCACGUCGUCGAGCCAGAAUGACGUUGCAGUGGUAAAAUCGCGCCAUUUAACGAAAUUUAAUAGCCAACGGGAGGAGAGGCGGACACACAGUGAAACAAUCCAUACUUCACCGAGUACUAAAGUGCAAAUAAUAGGAUCCCGGAUAAGAGCCAGAAAGAGAAUUUAAGGGAAACUUUAGUUUACCGAGAACAAAGAGCCGUCUCAGGCGUGAAGAAUAUUCGAGAGAGAGAGAGAGAGAGAGAGAGAGAGAGAGAAAAAAGUACAGGGGCGUAACGGGAGGCCGGAGAGGAGAGGAAAAAAAAGGCAGAAAAUUGUUAAAUAAAAAACGGGUAUCGUUCGGUUGUUGAAGCGCGCAUGCGUUCCAGAAGGAGAGAAAGAGAAACGGAGAGAGACGAACGAGAUACAUUCUGUAGGCUAAUUCGUGUGUCGAACAAACAGAAAAAGAAAUAAGCAAAGUAAUUUCAAAAAUUUUCAAAUGCUAGAAUUCAGGCACGCGAUCAUUUCGCAGGCAAAGAGCCGUCGUCGAGUGUGGUCGCGUCAAUCGAUCGAAUGAUCAUCGUCGGCGGCGGGCCACAGUGCUAUAUCAUACGGUACAAAACACGAUCGAUCGGGACAAAACAAUGGCAUUAGAGAGUGUUUCCGUGGCCGAGACUCUAAUCCAAAGUAAUAAUGAUAACGACUUGGAGGAUGGAGAAAUUCCAUCCGACGAAGACGACGAGCCCGUUCCACAGUCAGUAAACGAUGAUGUUAAAAAGACUGAAUCGAAAACUGACGCGUCAAAGAAUAAAAACUUCGACCCCAACAAGUUUAAUAAGAAUAAAAAGUCGAACGUUCAAGGGGGUAGCAAGCACGACAGGUUCUCAAAGUACAAAAACCCUACGGAUGAUUGGGCAGGAGAUGUCGAGAAAGCGAUCAGGGCAGCCUUAGAGGGAGACGGUUCUAGAAAUCAAGAUUCCAAAUCUAAGAGUAAGAAUAAUCGAAGUAAAAGUAGGAAAAGGAUACGAGGGGACGAGGAAGAUCGCAACAAGGAUCAAAAGAGGAGAAAAGUGAGCGACGAUGAAAAUGUGAAUGACGACGAGGACGAGAUGCUGUUUGUCCGGGGUGCUUCGCCUGUUAGAAAAGAUAUGCAGAUGGAGAGCAGUUCGCCGCCGCCAAGGCAUACGAACGAGCAUGAGAACUUUGACAGCGGUUCAGAUUAUGACGAUAGGCCUAGCGUAAAUCGUCAUAGAGACAAUGAUGGUAAACGUAGCAAUACCAGGGGUGGUGGAGGAGGAGGAGGAGGCGGAGGUGGCGGCGGCGGCGGCGGCGGUGGAAGUGGAGGCGGUGGUAGCGGCGCCGGUGGCGGGGGAACGGGAGGAGGAGGACGUAGGGGUGGUAAAAAUGAACGAGGUGGUAAAAAUAAGACCCGCGGGCAAAUGCGAAACGAUAGGAAUGGACGUAGAAAUCAGAGCAACGAUCACGGUCAAGAGCCAGACGCUAUAUGCGUCUAUUACAUGCAAGGCAAGUGUCACAGAGGAGACGAUUGCCCGUUCUCGCACAACGCUUUACCGCCCAGAAAGAUGGAGCUCUGUAAAUUUUAUCUCAUGGACUGUUGCGCGAAGAGGGACAAGUGUCUCUACAUGCACCACGACUUUCCGUGCAAGUUUUUCCAUACAGGUCUAAAGUGUAACCAGGGAGACAAUUGUAAAUUUUCCCAUCAACCUCUGAGCGAACAGGUAAAGGGGAUACUGUUGAAACAUUUGGAAACCGCGCCCAAAGAGAUUCUUGGAGAUUUCCCGCGGUUGAGCAGAGAGGGAGCAAUGUUAAUGAUAAACAAUACGGCGAGGACAUUGGCGCAGGGCCAGGAGGUUACGAAUCAGAAGAUUCCGAGUCUUUUCGAGUUGAACGUAUCCGCGCCAACUAACACUGCGGAGAAAAUCAACGAGAAGGACGAGAAGGACGAACAACAGCAGAAGAGCGGUGCCAGAGACAGGAAACCGUCGGGUAAGAAAACUCGAUGGGGAUCGGACGAAGAUAGAGUACCGUACGAGCAAAUCAUGCUUUUGCAAUCGGCCAACGAAUUCGGUCUCCAACUUCCGAACGCUGCACUGGGUUUGGCGACGCAACAGCAGUUGCAUAAAAAACCACCGCCGCCGCCGCCGCCGCCACCGCCACCGCCAGCACCCCAACCGUUGUCAAACAUGGACUUCUGUACGGAAUCCAACAGCUCGGCGGAGUCGAACAGAGCUAAUCAAAAUAAAACAGAUUUCACUAAAGAUGUCGAGGAAGACGAAAUCCUCGAACAGGCGAAGAAAAAAGACACGUCGUCGCAAGAGAAUUUCAAGAUCACGGAUUUGAAACACUUGUUGAAAGUGAAAAGACCACCUCCUAUGGUCGUCAUCGCUGAUAAGGUAGCGACUCUUACGAAAUCCAAAUUCGACCCGGAGGAGAGCGAUCAAGACGAAGAGAUGCUCGUCAUAGAAAUGCCGACCGAAGACGAGGACAAGCAAAGGGACAAGGAAACGAACGAUGAAAGUAACAAUAAUCGGCGUCGCGAUGCACGUUCACCGUCUGCGGAGGAACAAGAGGUGCCUACCCAUUUACCGAAACGGGCACAGGAAUUGUUCAUGCGUAUCCAACAGCAACAACGGGCGGCCCCGGAUAGUUUCAAGAAUAUAGACGACGAACGCUCCGCACGAAACACGGAUCAAAUGUUGGAAGACUGGUACUCGGACGACGAAGACGAUGACGAAGACGACGACGACGACGACGACGAAAGUGGGAAUCUUACGAUAGUACUUUCGAACAAGGAGACGUCGAAAGAGGAGUCUACGGCGCAGAGCGUCGCGAUCGACGAAGAAUGCACCACGGCAUCAAGCAUACCGCAACCAGCAGCUAUUGUGGACAAACUCGGGGAUCUGAGUAAAAUAGACAUAAGCGCCGAGGUGUCCAAGUUGCUGUCGACGUUAAAAGCGCAGAGUACGACGACGACAACGACGACGACGACGACGACGACGACGACGACGCCGACGCCGACGACGACGAGUAGCAGCAGCAGCAGCAGCAGCAAGUCUGCUGGCCAGCAACAGAAUACCGGCGCGCAGGAUUAUUCGUCGAACAAGUUGUCACCAGACAGGACGGCGGCGGCAUCGGACGAAUCGAAGAAUCAUGCCAAAACGGGGACGUUAACGUUCAACGUUACGACGAGUCAGCUGAUGAUGAUGAAGGAAAACGAAACGUCGAGCCCGCGUUCGUCGCCGGGUACGAGCUCCGCCGCGCCCGUGUCCAGAGAUCCUCGUAUGUCCCGGGAUCCUAGACAACGCAGAGACGAACAGAAAUUGGACAGUCCCAGUAGGACCCAGAUGGACCCGGUUAGACAGAAGGAGACUAAACAUCUCAGGCUGGAAACGAGUAUCUAUAGUUCCGGUAUCACUGCCGUCGAUACCAAUAUGGAUACGGAUCUUCGAACAAAAACCGAUCAAGAUCUCCGCAGGAAAGACAUGGAUUUCAGGCAGCAACAUUUCCAAACCGGUUUUGGAGACACUGAUCUCCGCGUAGUUGGAGCGGGAUUCGCCGACGCGUCUACCAAAUCCGACGUUGAUCUACGGCAAAUUUUGAGUUUACCCUUCAAACCGGCACCGUCCCACAUACCCUGCACCGAGAUCGACGCCAGCAUUUCCUCGCACCCUCCGAUGACGUACAAGGUGUACAUCGUCGAUAUACCGAGACCUGAUUACACGGGUCUCAAACUGACCAAGAACGAUGCGCAAGUGAAAUACGAUCCACGAUUACGGAAGAUCUUCAGGAUCGGUAAAGUGGAAUUGGCCGACUCUCCCAUGUCCCCGCCCCCGGUCAAGCCAGAUACACCCAAGUCGCCCCCACAAGUCCGGGCAGACCCGCGUCGAAAGGCUCUCGAGGCUUCCAAUUUAUCAGCUUCUCAGAAUGUAAAUGCUUCCAUGAUGAAGAGCGUACAGCCGUCGCCGAUGGAGAUGCCCAUGCCCGGUCCCAUGCCCGGGCCGCAAGGCAUGAUGCCUAUGGGCCCGAUGCUCGGGAACAUGGGUCCUAUGGGGCCUAUGAUGAACGCGCCCAUGGGCCCUCAGAACAUACCACCGCCGAUGGGUAUCGUCGGGACGGGAAUGUCGAACAUGCCUCCGGGGAUGACUAUGAACCAUGGACCGGUGGUGCCACAGAAUCAGAUGAACUUUGAUCCACGUUUUCAACGUAACAACGGAGCCGGAUUAUUGGGGCCAGCACCACCCGGUGUGGGUGGUUUCGGGCCACCCGACUCUGUUAAUCCAUCGUACGACGGUGCUCCGCCGCCGCCAGUAUAUUCGGGUGGCGGUAACUUUAACAAUUUCGGUCCCGGUCCUCCGGAUCCCGGUAUGAUGGGUUUCAACCCGAACCCGAAUCCAAACUUUGGAAUGGACGGGCCUGUGGAGUGGAGUGGUACGAACAGACGCGGUGGCCGAAUCAGGCGGCGGAAUAGAAAUAGGACCAAUAUCGCGACUAACAAUUAAGGCAAAUAUCGUAGGUACACACGAGAGCAAAGUACCUGGUGAUAAUUUUCAUUAAUUUAAAUAUGUACAUACAGAAUGCAUCUUGUUGAUUAUGCAUUAAUUAUAUCCGGCGGUCCAGACUCGUUUUUCGAUCGUGUCAAUUGUAUAUGGUGUCAAAUGCUCGCUAGUUUAAUUAGCCGAAUAAUUAGUUUAAGCUGUUGAGACGUGAGACGUCGAAAGUACUCUCAAUCAUCUCUUUGUACGACGUAUAUAUAUAUAUAUAUAUACCACUGAACGGUGUGAACAAUGCUCAUAAUUAUGCGACGUUCUAUAUUUUAUUUAAAAAAAAAAAAAAAGCGCAGUUAUAACACCAGUAAUAAUGUUCUAUAUGGGGAAUGCGUCUUAAUUAAAGUAGCGAUAAUGGAAGAGAAAAUUUUCGGCAAGGAUAUCGUGUAACUUGUGUAUAUAUAAUGACGAGAUCAUUUUUAUCCAUUCGAAAAGACAUUUAAUACAUAAGAUACUACGAA
Molecule: messenger RNA, 5729 nt
Organism: Ceratina calcarata
Lineage: Eukaryota; Metazoa; Arthropoda; Insecta; Hymenoptera; Apidae
Gene: su(sable)
Product: suppressor of sable
Exons: 8
Coding region: 1348-5223 (1291 amino acids)
Biological process (GO): negative regulation of DNA-templated transcription
Cellular component (GO): nucleus
Molecular function (GO): metal ion binding; RNA binding
Source: RefSeq, a predicted model, not a curated record